UGCUGUUUUCUCUCUGAUGAUGGAGGCUCUGAGUGAAGCUGGGCUGUGCUUUCCACAGCUAAUCAACACUUCCUGCAGAAGGACCCAGCACUUUCCUUCUGAGAACAUUUUGCUUUACGUUAUGCUGUCCUGCGUGUCUUUACUGACUGUGACUCUCAACUUGCUGGUCAUCAUCUCUGUCUCCCACUUCAGACAGCUCCACACUCCCACCAACCUGUUCCUCCUUUCUCUUGCUGUCUCAGAUUUCCUUGUUGGACUGCUGCUGAUGCCCAUUAGAAUCCUGCUGACUGGAGGCUGCUGGAUUUUGGGAAGCCUCAUGUGUUCUCUCUUUAACUACACCUCUUUUCUCCUCACAUCUGCCUCAGUAGGAAACAUGGUGCUCAUAUCAGUUGACCGAUAUAUAGCCAUCUGUGACCCUAUGAGUUACCAUGUUAAAGUGACACAAAGAAGAGUUCAAAUCUGUAUCUGUCUGUGUUGGGGCUGCUCUGCAUUUUACAAUGGUGUGAUAAUGAAAGACCAUUUGAUAGAUCCAGACAGAUAUAACUCCUGUUAUGGGGAGUGUGUACUUUGGGUUGAUUUUCUUGUACAAGCUUUUGAUGUCGUAUUCACAUUUCUUACUCCUAUUACAGUUAUUGUAGUUCUGUACAUGAGAGUGUUUGUGGUGGCUGUGUCUCAGGCUCGGGCCAUGAGGUCUCAAACUGCAGCUGUCAGGAUUAAAGGUUCAGUUCGCAUAACUGCUAAGAAGUCUGAGAGAAAAGCAGCUACAGUUCUUGGUGUUGUUGUAAUUGUGUUUAUAUUUAGCUUCUGUCCUUAUUUCUAUCCAGCUUUGGCAGGACUGAAUUUUUCAUUCAAUGAUUUUCUUUCAGCAUUUGGGAUCUGGUUAUUUUAUUUAAAUUCAUGCCUGAAUCCACUUAUCUACGCUUUUUUCUAUCCCUGGUUUAGGAAGUGUCUUAAAUUCAUUCUAACACUACAAAUCUUGCAGCCCAGCUCCUGUGACAUUAACAUACUGUAGAUAUAAGAGCUGCAAAUUAGCUAACAAAAUGUUGCUGUUCAUAUUUUGAAUAAAUUAAAGGAGAAAUGACAAAAUACACUAACAGUAAGUUAUAUCCGAAUUCACUUUAGACAUUUUGAACAGAUUAUCUACGUAUGUAGAUAAUGCUUUUAAAAAUUUGUUUCAUUUUGUUGUUGCACAGUGGUGAUGUUUGUAGCAUUGUUUCUUUGUAGCAAGAAAGUCCUGGGUUCGAUUCCCGACCCGGGAUCUUUCUGCAUGAAGUUUGCAUGUUCUCCCUGUGCGUCCUUAGGUGUACAUAGUUGUUUGUCGACCUGUCCAGCGUGUACCCUGCCUUUAGCACGAACUGUCUUUUUUGUGUGUGUGUGUGUGAAAAACAUAAAGAAAGUAUAAUGUGCCAUAAGGGAAUCAGGACUGUUGUGCAAUAAGGAUUGCAGAAAUGUUUGGCAUAUGUAACCAUUAUUAGUUAUGACCAUUAAAUUAUUUAUGAAAGUGUUCAUAGCUUAAGACAUUUUUAUUUUUAGCCAAGUCAAGGCACCACGUGACUAUCAGGAAUCAUUAGCCAUCCACAGUCAGUCUCUCUCAGGUACUGCCCUGGAAAUAUUCCUAAUGCUGUGUUUGUCAUGGUUUCAGAGAGUUUUGGGGGCCACAAGUGGAUUCAAGGACAGACAGUCCUAAGAUUUCUGACUUGAUUCUACCAGUCAGGUAUGGUUGAUCACUAGGCAUUGAAUGGUUGUCCAAAAGGUCCUAAAAAGAAACAGCAUACAAAUGACUUGAUUCUUCCAUGUGUGCAGCAGGUGGAUUUAACCCCCCAGGAGAGGUGGUGAAUUUUACAAACAGGCAUUAAGGCACACCUGAAUGACUGUCAUGGGAGAUUUUAGGAUUUACACGGAACCAAAGUGUUGCAUGAAUGAUUCAAACCAACACUUUGGGUAUGUUUGAUGAGGGAAUGACAGAAAAAGAUGCUCACUCUUUCUGGCUCAGGCUGAGGUAUUAUUCCUUUUUCUCAGAGUGAUGUUUCUCUUUGUCUAGUAGCCGUUCCACUGCAGCUCAGUAGUUUUUUUCUUGUGUCAUGUUUCUAGUUUCACUCUGAAAGUAGGCCAACAGAAAUGGACACAUG
Xiphophorus hellerii (green swordtail) is the source of this 2129-nucleotide messenger RNA. Its product is annotated as trace amine-associated receptor 13c-like. The record is from RefSeq and is a predicted model, not a curated record. The coding region runs from base 17 to 1012 and encodes 331 amino acids. Gene Ontology annotation, biological process: G protein-coupled receptor signaling pathway. Gene Ontology annotation, cellular component: membrane. NCBI's taxonomy places the organism in Eukaryota, Metazoa, Chordata, Actinopteri, Cyprinodontiformes, Poeciliidae. Gene Ontology annotation, molecular function: trace-amine receptor activity. The transcript has 2 exons.